Messenger RNA from Fusarium fujikuroi IMI 58289, 2052 nucleotides. Its product is annotated as related to transcription activator protein acu-15. The coding region runs from base 1 to 2052 and encodes 683 amino acids. The transcript has 6 exons. Gene Ontology annotation, biological process: positive regulation of transcription by RNA polymerase II; DNA-templated transcription. NCBI's taxonomy places the organism in Eukaryota, Fungi, Ascomycota, Sordariomycetes, Hypocreales, Nectriaceae. The record is from RefSeq and is a predicted model, not a curated record. Gene Ontology annotation, molecular function: zinc ion binding; sequence-specific DNA binding; DNA-binding transcription factor activity, RNA polymerase II-specific.
AUGGCUACCCAAAACAUAACCAACCCCAACUCUGUUAAAAGGGCUCGCAUUGGGGAACGCACUCUCCUAGCGUGCAGCGGGUGCAAACAGAAAAAGCUCAAAUGUGACGGAUCAAUCCCAAAAUGCCAGAAUUGCGAGAAGAGCGGUAGAGAAUGCCUAGUGGAAGAUCCUGCAACAGGUCUCUUUCGACCAAGGGAUUAUAUGCAGUCACUCGAGACACGGGUUGCUUACCUAGAGGGCUUGUUACAGCAAGCGCGGCCUGAUGUCGCUCUCGAUCAUCUUAUGGGCCUAGAAAAGGAUUCUUCGAGCUUCUCCCCAUCCGCAGCCACUCCAUUCGUUGGCCCAGGCGAGUCCGAGCCUGUAGGCAACGGUCAGCGGGAUGCGUCGACUGAGGCAGAAGACGCAAGAGAUCAACUAUCGACUGACGUGGCUCUAUUAUGCCUGACAACUGCUAGCAAAGAGCCUCAUUACUUCGGUCCAUCAUCGGCCGUAUCAUUCUCACGUAUCAUCAGUACAGCUAUAGAUCUUCCAAAAAGAUCGCAGGCGAGUACUAUUCGGUUCGAGCAUGGCGGCUUCAUAGACUGGGAUUGUCCUCAGGCGUUUCCCGUUAGUUUCCCAUCGCCACCUCUGGGUACUGCUCUGUCACAAGCGUAUUUCGGAAACAUUCAUGCACAGUAUCCCUUCCUUCAUGAGCCGACUUUUCGCUUCUGGGAAGAGCAGUGUUUCAAGGCGGACCUCUCGGGCAAUCUUGCUGCAGCUGGAGAUAUGGCGCAGUUCUUUGUGUGGAUGGUUUACGCAACAGCGUCUCUGGCUCUGGGCCCAGCUCAUUAUGACACAGCCGAGUCCUACUACAAAAUGGCACUAAAGCAUCAGCCCUUCAUUCUUGAACUCGACAGCAUUGAGUCCAUACAAAGCCUCCUGUCGUGCGCAGUGUACUCCAUAAGGUCUCCAGCGGGAGGAAGUCUAUGGAAAUCGUCUGGCCUUGCCAUAAGAUACUGCAUACAGCUUGGCUACCAUCGAAGCGCCUCCAGGUUUCGGCGAAACGCUAACCCUUUGAUCGCUGAAAUAUCCAAGAGAUGUUUUUGGGUCGCCUAUGAUAUCGAUCGUGUGGCUUCCUUUAUCUUAGGCCGUCCCGUCGGUAUACCAGAUGAUUGUAUUGAUGCUGAGCUGCCCUUAGAUAUCGAUGACGACAAGAUCAAUGCGCUAGGUUUAUUACAGAGUCCACGCGUCUCCCACGACGAGCCGCCCACGAACAUGACGGGCGCCAUCCAUGUGAUAAAACUACGUCGGUUGUGGUCCAAAAUAGGAAACACCAUAUACCCAGCCGUUACACAGUCACCUGUGAGCCAGGAAGUAGCAAAGAAGCCGCUUAUGGAUCAGCUGAGAGCAGAGCUAGAGGCAUGGCACUCCGAGAUCCCUUAUGCACCAGACACGACAGGCAUGGAUCCCCUGUCUGUCUUUGCAUCACGCGAAUGGUUCAGACUGGCUUACGAUCAUUCAAUACUUUUGUUGUACAGGUACUGGAUUACGCACAAGGCUCUACCUGGAGAAGAAGACUCUGUUGAGGAAGCGUUGGAAUGCUGCAUGCAGAAAGCAAAAGAGCUAUGUCUUCUCUACCGCAGAUUGUUCCAAUAUCAAUCCUUGCAGUUUACGUGGGGGUCCCUUCACAUACUCUUCCUUGGAGGGCUCACGUAUCUAUAUUGCAUCUGGAAGUCCACCAGCGUACGACAAGCGACCAAGAGAAUGGACAUCAUUAAUACAUGCAUGGCUUGCAAUACUGCAUUGGUUAUCAUCGCAGAGAGGUGGAGCAAGGCUGUGCCGUAUCGAGACAUCUUUGAGGUUUUGUCGGAGAGGACCAUUAGCCUCAUUUGUGGAGAUGGCAAUCUGUCACGAGGGGCGAGUGAAGCAACACAAGCACCGGAUCGCAAUCAGUCAAUUGACUCGCGAGCUGUUGAAGAUUGGGCCUUGGAUAUUGUCGCCGAUGACAUGCCAGUUGACUCGGAAUGGUUUGUUCAAGAGUUGCUUCAGGGGAUGAGUAACAACGAAGCAUAG